Molecule: messenger RNA, 564 nt
Organism: Lasiosphaeria miniovina
Lineage: Eukaryota; Fungi; Ascomycota; Sordariomycetes; Sordariales; Lasiosphaeriaceae
Product: mitochondrial outer membrane translocase complex, subunit Tom20 domain-containing protein
Exons: 4
Coding region: 1-564 (187 amino acids)
Biological process (GO): protein import into mitochondrial matrix; intracellular protein transport; protein targeting
Cellular component (GO): mitochondrial outer membrane; mitochondrial outer membrane translocase complex
Molecular function (GO): transmembrane protein transporter activity
Source: RefSeq, a predicted model, not a curated record
AUGUCCUCCCAGACCACGGUCGUCGCAACCGCAGCGGCGGCGGCACUAGCUACGGGCGUGCUCGCCUACGCAGUAUGGUUCGACUACCGCCGGCGCACGCAGACCGAGUUCCGGAGAGAGCUGCGCCGCAACGAGAGGAGACAGCAUCGCCUCGAGAAGGGCCAGGCUCAAGCCAACGCAGAAGCCCAGAAGCAAGCUAUCAAGCGGGCGGUUGACGAGGCAAAGGAGGAGGGCUUCCCAAGUUCCUCUGAGGAGAAGGAGCAGUACUUCCUCGAGCAGGUCCAGACCGGCGAGGUCCUCGGUGCGGAUCCCUCCAAGGGUAUCGAGGCUGCGCUCGCGUUCUACAAGGCCCUCAAGGUAUAUCCAACGCCUGCCGACCUGAUCAACAUAUACGACAACACAGUCGCCAAGCCGAUUUUGGACAUCCUGGCCGAGAUGAUUGCGUACGACGGAACCGUUAGGGUCGGUGGCUCCCCCGGCUCCGGCGUCGACGUAGCCGAGAUGAUGCGCCAGAUGGGCGAGAUGAGCGAGCUGGGCGGAAUCCCGGGCGUGGGACUUGACUAG